This is a messenger RNA of Cucumis sativus (cucumber), 2625 nucleotides long. RefSeq names its product glucan endo-1,3-beta-glucosidase. Gene Ontology annotation, molecular function: hydrolase activity, hydrolyzing O-glycosyl compounds. The transcript is spliced from 4 exons. NCBI's taxonomy places the organism in Eukaryota, Viridiplantae, Streptophyta, Magnoliopsida, Cucurbitales, Cucurbitaceae. Gene Ontology annotation, cellular component: plasma membrane. Gene Ontology annotation, biological process: carbohydrate metabolic process. Bases 737 to 2218 code for a protein of 493 amino acids. The record is from RefSeq and is a predicted model, not a curated record.
AAAAUCCAUUACAAUUUCAUUCCAUUUCAUCCUUUAAACAAUUUUUAUCGAGCUUAGAAUAUUAUCUAGCCACACAGUCUUCAAUAAAGGUCACAUUUAAUCAUAAGAAUUGCUGAGUGAGCAAAUAUUAUUUUGGUGACAAGAACAAUGGGUGUAAAAUGCAAUUUGAUCCCCUCACCUUCAUCUCUCUAUUAAUGUAUACAUAUAAUUGUUUCAAAAAGAACUUCUAAGAGUACUAGCUACUACUUCAUAUCUUAAUUUUCUAACUUUUUAAAUGAUGGUAUACAUCUUAAAACUUAGAUUGACAUUUCAUAGUAAUGGUGACCAUGCAUGUUUUUUUGUCUUAUUAAUAAUAAUAAAUCAACUAAUGAACCAACUUGGCAGCAAUUGGUUCCUAGGUUCCUUCUCCACAAUGACAAGAAAAGGUUAUUGUUUCCUUUGCUUGGAGAAAAAGGCAAGUUUAAUUAUGCUUAGGGAGAUAUUUUGAAUAAUAACAUCACAUCUUACAUGAUCACCCAUUUUUUAAAAAUACCCUCUUACUAAUUUUUGUUAUGCUCAGGAUGUUAUUUUUAUUUAAAAAAAUUAAUCCAAAAAGUGAAAGAAAGGAAAAAAAAGAAAAGAAAAGAAGUAAUUAAGAAGAAGAAGCUUGAAGUGCAUUACCAAGAACAUUAAGCUUCUCCCAAUCCCAAAGCAAAGCAUCUGAUCUGAAUAUGUGUUACUUCUUCAACAAUGGCCAAUGCCACACCCAAAUUCACUAUCUUCUUCCAAAUCCAUCUUCAUCACCUCCAUCCAUCCCAUGGCUUCCUCUCCUUUCACUCUCUCACACCACCUUCUUCUUCCUUACUUUUCCACUUUACCCACUUUUCUCCUUCUAAUUCUCCCAACACUCUUCCAAAUUCAAGGAGUUAAUGGUGGAUCAAUCGGAGUCAAUUACGGCACGGUGGCUGACAAUCUCCCUCCGCCCUCUAAAGUUGCAGCCUUCCUUUUGGAUAACACAAUUAUCGAUCGCGUCAGACUCUUCGAUGCGGAUCCCGACAUCUUACGAGCUUUCGCUCAUACCGGCAUUUCAGUAUCCAUUACAAUCCCUAAUGAUCAAAUACCCCGCUUAGUGAAGCCAAAUUUCGCUGAAGAAUGGAUCAAAUUCAACAUUCAACCCUACAUCCCUGCCACAAACAUCAUUCGCGUUCUAGUUGGCAAUGAAGUCUUAUCCACCGCCAAUAAAUUGCUCAUUGCCAACCUCGUUCCAGCAAUGCAGAGCCUCCACACAGCUCUCAUUGAAGCCUCCUUGGAUAGAAGGAUUCAAAUCUCAACGCCCCACUCGCUCGGCAUUUUGUCGAACUCAACCCCGCCGUCGACUGCAAGGUUCAGGCAAGGCUACGAUACACACGUAAUUAAACCAAUGCUGAGCUUCCUAAGAGAAACAAACUCGCCAUUAAUGGUGAAUCCAUAUCCAUUCUUCGCCUGCACUGCUGACAAUCUAGAUUACGCGCUCUUCCGGCCGAACCCCGGCGUGUUCGACUCGGAUUUAGGAAUUCUAUACACCAAUAUGUUGGAUGCUCAAUUGGACGCGGUUUAUUCCGCGAUGAAAAGCUUGGGCUUUGAGGAUCUCGAUAUUGUGAUAGCCGAAACGGGCUGGCCUUCAAAGGGUGAUCCAACCCAAGUCGGAGUCGGCCCAAAAGAAGCUGCUUAUUACAAUGGGAAUCUGAUGCGACAUGUCGUAUCAGGCAAAGGGACGCCGUUGAUGCCGAACCGGACUUUCGAGACAUACAUUUUCGCUUUAUUCAAUGAGAAUCUCAAACCGGGUCCAAUUGGCGAAAGGAACUUUGGGCUAUUCGAACCAGAUCUGAGCCCGGUUUAUGAGAUUGGGAUUCUUCGGCCCACGGCUCAAUCCGCUACUCCGAGAGCCCAUCAAGGUCAAGUUGAAGGCCCAAGCCCAAGCACAGUGAGUGAAAGUAAAAGGUGGUGCCUGCCCAAAAGUGAGGCCAGCGAGGAGGGCUUGCAGAGAAACAUAGAUUACGUUUGUGGGUUGGGCUUGGACUGUGGGCCGAUAAAAGAAAAUGGGGCGUGUUUUGCUCCUAAUACGGUCCGAGCCCAUGCUGCUUACGUCAUGAACGCCUACUUUCAAGCCACGGAAGGGAACGAUUUUGAUUGCGAUUUUGACCAAACCGGCACUUUAACCACGGUGGAUCCAAGUUAUGGGAAGUGCAAAUAUUGGUAAAAUGGGAGAUUUGGAGGGAGCUCAACCCAAUCACCCCUAUUUCCUUUCUCUUAUUACUUAUUUUUGUUUGUUUCCUUUGUAUUAUUUAGUUUAGCAAAAAAAGAAGAACAAAAAAAGUUAUUUAGUUACGCAGUUGAAGAGGUGGAGAAGGUGAGAUGUUUAGAGAUAGAUUCGUGAGUUCUAUCUCCAAUCCAAAAGUCUUUUCUUGUUAUGUACUAUCUCUAGUCCAUAAUUUAAGUUUAGGGUAUUCUGUGGGUAUCUCUUCAACCUAUUAACUCUUUGUGGGUUUUUGUUUUUAACUCAGAUCAUGUAAUAGUUUUGAUUUGGAAAUGUUUUCUUCAGCGGAUUGUUUCACAAACUCAAAUGUUAAAAUUUAACUAGGGUUUAUUCCAACUAUUAUUUUCCUA